CACACACACACACACACGCACGCUCCGGCCCAAGAAGCAACUACGGCCUCAUAACUCAGCAGAUGCAGAUUCAUUUCCAGCCAAGAACUUCCAGCCGUCCGAGAACUGAGGGAAUCAACGGAGACUCAUAAUGAGCCUCAAACAAGCCUGCAUCUUUCUCAGAGGGGGAACGAAGAGAGAAGCCAGACGUCUCACACACGACGAGAUCGAAGAGUUACGCGAAGCCUUCGUGGAGUUUGACAAAGACAAGGACGGCUUCAUAACCUGCAAGGACCUGGGGAACCUGAUGAGGACCAUGGGCUACAUGCCCACGGAGAUGGAGCUGAUACAGCUGGGCCAGAACAUCAACAUGAACUUGGGAGGUCGAGUGGACUUUGAGGACUUCGUGGACCUGAUGACCCCCAAGCUUCUGGCUGAAACGGCCGGAAUGAUCGGCUUGAAGGAGCUCAAAGACGCUUUCAGAGAGUUUGACAUAGACGGUGACGGUGCCAUCACGUCCGAGGAGCUGAGACAUGCCAUCGUGAAGCUACUGGGCGAACACACCAGCAAGCGUGAGAUCGAGGCGGUGGUGAAGGAGGCCGACGACAACGGGGACGGAACCGUCGACUUCGAGGAGUUUGUGAAAAUGAUGUCGCAGAAUUGAGGCCAACGCGACGAACGGACUGGAAACAUGCAUUUUGAUGGAGUUUUAUACUGAUUAGUUCUGAAUUAUUUCUCUACAGUUUCCUGUAAUUUGGAGAAUCUAGUUUUUAAACAAUUGUAAGUUUGUUAAUUUUAUAGGAUCAAACGUGUUAGUUCAUUGUACAAGAAAUGUAAAAUAACUCUGACACUUUAGAUACUCAGUGUUUUGAAGCACUUCUCAGGCUGCGACACUGAGUGAAGCAGGGCAAAGCAGAAAGUUCAGACUUAAUGACUUCAUUGUCUCCUAAAUGCUGCAAAAACACAUAAUUCACUGGAUCCAAGAUCAUUUGCUCACUAUUCAUUUAAAAACUAGCUGCAGGUUGAGUCUGUUUACACCUGUUCCCUGUGUAGAAACUGGAUGCUCUGGGACGACUGACGCAAACGUAGUGAAUAUGAAUGUUUCAUUUUAAUUAAUGCUAAUGCCUUUGAUGUCAUGAGGCAGGACAGUCCUGGCAUUCUGUCAUACGCUUACAGCCUCCCGCUAUGAAUCCAGAUGUUUGCUCCAGAAACCACAGCUGUCAAAAUUUCCUCGCUGUGUUCCAUUAAAUCGGUCGGUUGCGUAACAGCACGAGUGAACAAAGGGAGCGAGCUGCGGUUUUGGCUCAGCUUUGUGAUCUUAACCGUGCAGAGGCCAUUAACAUGCUGAUCUGAACAUGAUCUGGGUGGAACGCGACAAAACGAGCGGGUUUCCUGUGGUAGAGCAGCAGUGAACGUGGAAUAUGUGAAACGGGACGUGGAUGGAGGCGGGGAGCUGUAAUGAAGGACAACAGAUCAGGGAAAGGUCUGAAAGUGUAGAAUUAUGAAAAAAAUUAAAUAAAUGACUGGAAAAUC
Molecule: messenger RNA, 1512 nt
Organism: Betta splendens (Siamese fighting fish)
Lineage: Eukaryota; Metazoa; Chordata; Actinopteri; Anabantiformes; Osphronemidae
Gene: cabp5b
Product: calcium binding protein 5b
Exons: 6
Coding region: 131-643 (170 amino acids)
Molecular function (GO): calcium ion binding
Source: RefSeq, a predicted model, not a curated record